Molecule: messenger RNA, 471 nt
Organism: Bipolaris maydis ATCC 48331
Lineage: Eukaryota; Fungi; Ascomycota; Dothideomycetes; Pleosporales; Pleosporaceae
Source: RefSeq, a predicted model, not a curated record
AUGCGCUUCACUCCCAUUACCAUUGCUGCCCUUCUAAGCCUGACCAUCACAGCCACUAUCGUACCCAAACGCGGCGCAACUGCUAAACGCAACUCUAAUGUCUGUCCUGGCAUUGAGUAUCCGCGCUGCUGCGAAGCCAACGAUGAUGGUGUCAUUGUAUCCUGCACAUACCCUGGGAGCGUUGACUCGAUGGAGGAUUUCAGGAACGCGUGUGAAUACAUGAACAAAAAGGAUCGCGAAAAACAUGAAGAAGGCCACAAACACGAACAUGGCAAAGAACAUCACAAACACGGAGAGGACAAAGAACACCAAGAAGGCCACGAACACGAAGAAAAAAGACACGGCAAAAAAUACCGCGAUGGGAAACAGCCUAUGUGCUGUCGUUUGAAACAAACAAAGAUGUUACCAGAUGUUGGGCAACUCUUUGAUCGUAAGGUGGCUUAUAAUGAUUGCACCGAUUUAAAGGAUUAG